Carassius gibelio (silver crucian carp) is the source of this 5559-nucleotide messenger RNA. Its product is annotated as galectin-related protein B-like. The record is from RefSeq and is a predicted model, not a curated record. Gene Ontology annotation, molecular function: carbohydrate binding. The transcript is spliced from 5 exons. Bases 309 to 851 code for a protein of 180 amino acids. Lineage: Eukaryota; Metazoa; Chordata; Actinopteri; Cypriniformes; Cyprinidae.
AAAAAACUGUUCAACUGUACACAAUUAUUAUUCUGUUUAUGUUCAGGUCCAAUGAUAUUUGAGCAGAUUAGGUUCAUAUAGAGGCUGGGAUUAACCUCCACCCGUACGAUAAUCCGUGUCAGCAUAUUUCUUUGACACGUAGCUACACAAUAGAGAUGUUCCUUAAUUCGUUUCGAGAUUUUCUGUUUGGUUUACAGUUUUCUUCUUGAACUUGGGCACCUUGCAGCUCCCUGUCCGGUCUGCCACGACACUGACAGAUUCCUGGGCUGGACCGCCUUGGAUAAGCAUCCUAUGGUAUUUUGUUCAAGAUGGCGGUGGCGAGCAUGGAAAAGGACGCGAUAAACACCGAAGAUGAUCUUCACCUAAAUAAUUCGUUUGGAGAUUCUGGGCUUAUCUCCCCUGAUAAAGAAGACAUCUCUCGUAUUCUGACAGUUCCUUUCAGUGGACGGAUCAGAGGUGGGAUGAGGCCUGGGAAGAAAAUCAUUAUAAUGGGCAUCAUUGAUCCAGAGCCAGACAGCUUUGUCAUCAGUUUGACAUGUGGCCACAGUGAUGAGAAAUACGAUGAAGAGCUCAGUGAUGUGGCCCUUAAACUCAGUGCACGAUUCAACGAAAGACAGUUCCUGAGGAAUGCACGGCUUUCUGGGAAGUGGAGUGAGGAAGAGGCACCCAUAGCUUACUUCCCCUUCAUCCCGGACCAGCCUUUUAGGAUUGAGAUCCAUUGUGAGCACCAGCGUUUUAGGAUCUUUGUGGAUGGACACCAGCUGUUUGACUUUUAUCACAAAGUAAAGUCUUUAUCUGCCAUUAAUAUGAUCCGGAUAGUUGGGAGUCUUCAUAUCACCAAGCUGGGCUAACCAAGCACACCUGAGCACGCGCCAGAAAGGACUUCUCACAGGUGACCAUCUGCACCUGUGCGCUUGCCACAGCUCUCACAAAGACAUCAACAACAUCUGCAUUUUCACUUCUCUUUUGCCCUCUAACCUAACAUCGUGAUGAUUUCUGAGUAUUGUAUCAUAACCUGUUGGUGAAUGGUUGCAAUAUCAGAUGUGUGUUUUCCAGUAUCUUUGCUUCAUACUGUAGCAUAUUUGUUCAGCUUCAAAAGAAAUUCAGGGAUUGCACACUUUGAUAUGCACUCUGUGGCAGUAACAUACGCCUCUGGGGUUUAGCUGCUCGCCAUAGACACUGCCAAUGUACUUGUGCUUGUAGUCUAGCAGUGUAGUUUCAAAAUGAUCCAAAACUCAGGAAAUCAGAUAGAUCAGUUAAUUAUAUUUCAUUUCAUUCUGAUGACAAAUUUACUUUAAAUUAUUAUAAGAUACUCUAAAAUGUGUUGGCUGCUAAAAUAUAGGAGCUCAGAUUCAGCAUUUGUCAUUCCACGUUUGUUUGAUUUGCAUUAUUUAAUCUUAAUAAUUUAAAAUAUUUUGGAAGGAAGAUGUUAUUUUCCUUUCCUGUGUCUGUUCAUUGCAACUUCAUUUUUGGGAGAUAGAUAUGUUACACUGAAAUAUUAGAGAAUGUAGGUUUGCCCCUUAAUAGUCGACAAACUGUUAGUUGACAAGAAGAGGCGUGGUCGAUCAAAAACGUAUUAGUCACAGAAAAAAAAAAACAAUCCAAAGGAAGUUGAAAAGUCACGUAGUCCGUGAUGUACAGAUUAUUAACAGCUGGUCUUAGUGGUAUUUGCGGUACAUCAGUCAAGAUAUCCAAACCUUUUUUUGUUCAUCAAAUUCAAAUGUGGCUUAUCAUCUGAAACAUGUAAGGAGCAGCAACAUGGCUGCUUUCUCUAACAUUAACCUAGAAAAAUGUGUGCUAUUCAAGUGUUUAUGUGUAGUGUGGAAGAAGCAUGCUCACUAGAUGACCGUUAACUUGGAGGCACCCGUGUGAUCAUUUGCAUUUAACUUAAAAUACUAUAAUUUUCUAACGGAGUAAUACAUCUUUUUGUGUGCACUCACAAUGACAAAGACAAUUGUGCUUUUGUAAAAUAAUGAAAGCAAACAUUACGUUUUCUGCUAUCUAGGGCUCUGUGAACUUGAGGAUGUCAAAAACAGUUAGCCAAAACUCCACAAUAUAUCUAGUGAAAUGUUAAAUGGUCCAAAUCAAAUGGGAAACAAAUAAUUUCAGAUUGUGGAAUCACUGCAGCCGAAAAUACAGAAAACACUUGUUUAUCAAUGAAUUAUUAUAAUGUUAAGGCAAUUGUCUGGGGUUUUUUUUAAUACAAUUUUUCUUGACGCAUUCAUAAUUUUUCUGCCGGUGUGCUGUGGCAAGUUUUAUAUGUUUUAUUUUAUACGCUUCAGUGCUAAUAGUCUAUAGGCAAUUAAAGGCUCAUAUUAAUUAUGAAUUAUAUGGUUCUAUUAAAUAAACGUGCAGUUGAUUAGUCGACUAAUUGCUAAAAAUGAAUGACUGCUAGUCGAAUAGAAAAAUCUUUAGUCGAGGGCAGCCAUAGUAGAAUGUCACAUGAGGAUUAUUUAAUUCAAGGUAGAAGACUUUAUUUUUAGAAAUUUGAUCAUCCAGUUAUUCUCUUACACACCUGCACAAUAUUUAAUUACAAGAGUAUAAUGUUAAAUUCUUGGCAACUAAACCAACAAAUUAUUGCUUUUGGACACUUCCAGUGUUUUCUGUGAGGAAUGACUUCAGUGAUGCAGUUUUGCAAAAAAAUAACUCCGCUUAUGUUUACGCUUUAUUAUAGACUUCGUAAAAAAAAAAAAAAAAAAAAAAAAAAAAAAUUAAGGAGCAGAUAUAACAGGGCUGAAUUUUUUCUUGAAUGUGAGGUCAUCCACUGAUAGGCUUCGUAAAAGCUUAGCUGUGGGUGUAAAUGAGUGUGUGUCUUCAGUCUUAAAAAAAAUAAAUAAAUUAUUCUCUCCUUCUUCCUCGUACUUCUAAUGUCACUCCUCUAAAUAUAUAAACAUAAUAUGAAUGGUCAGCGUAUUUCCUGUAUUCAGCAGUGCUUUUUGCUCUGAACCUUUGCCCUGUAAACCCAAAAUGCUGUCCACUCGGUUGUUUUCUGCUCAACUUCCACUUGUAGGAUUGGAUUAGUAUGAUAACAGUGAUUAUUAUUGCUACUUAUUAUAUUACAAUAUUCGAAAAACACCUCUUGAUUUGCAUUCAUUUGCAUGACAUGUAUAUUAUAUUACAUGUAUAUUACCAUUCAAAAGUUUGGGGUCUAUAAGAUUUUUUAGUUUUUUUUUUAGUUUUUGAAAGGAGUCUCUUAUGCUCAAAAAGACUGCAUUUAUUUCAUGGUAACUGCAGUAAAAGCAAUAAUGUUGUUUGUGUGAAAUAUUAUUUCCAUUUAAAUUUACUUUACAUUUGCGAGCUGAAUUUUCACUCUGGCCUUCAGUGUCAUGUGAUCCUUCAGAAAUCAUUCUGGUUUGCUGAUUUGAUGCUCAAGGAACAUUUCUUAUCAAUGCUGAGAACAUCUGUGCUUAAUAUUUUUGUGGAAACUGUGAUAUUAAUUGGUAUUAAUUUCUUUUAAAAAAAAUUACUGACCCAAAACUUUUGAACGGUGGUGAAUGUAGUACUACGGUCACAUAAAUUCUCGUUGAUGAAUGUGCCAUGUGUUGUAGUGAAAGGGUCAGCAAUGCUUCUCAGUAGUCAGUAUUACUGUAUAUUCAGUAUUAUGGCAAUUGGCUAAUAUGGCUAAUAUUUUCUAACAUUAUACUUCGUCUGUGUCCUGGAACUCAUGGAAAUAGAGGCAGUGAUGAAUGAAAUUGAAGGGCUGCUGUUUUUGUCUGCUUUACUGGACGAUCUACUUGACUGAAUUCCAUGUGAUGGAAUAAUGCUAUUAUACACCAGAGUACUUAACACCAGCCAAAAACAUUUGCCCACAUCAGCGUCUGGCCAACAUUGAAGUCAGAGGAUUUACUGAGUUCAAUAGAGAGCUUGUAUUAAAGAUCCUCACUCUGUUGAGAAGGUACUCCUGAUGGAAAACUCCAGCUAAAUAAAGUAUUGUACAUUUAAUUUGAAAUAGGUCAUUUUAAUGCUGAUUUACCUCUGCAUUUUUUUGUCUCUCAAACUCGUGCAGACAUUGUUUAAAUGAUAUUUGUAUGGCAGCACAAGCAAUAUGGUCCCAUCUGACAUGUGGAAAAAUGCACUUUGAUAUGACAUACUUAGCAACUGAAAUAUGGUCAUCUGGUCCAAUGUGAUACACUUAAUAGUAUUGCUAUUUAACUGCUUAAUUGGUGAGUUGUGAGCUUCAUUCUGUCUGGUGUGGUUUUAAAGUUUAAAUGUUGACCAUUUUGAACAUCAUUUAGUCUCUAAACAUUAAGUGUGUGAAAUUACACCUAGAUAACUGAAAAAUGGGGAGGGAGAAUCUGUAUUUAAUAAAAAUAACAUGUCAAUAGUGUUGACUGUGCUUUAAGAAACCUAAGUAUAAUAAUAGAUUUUGUUAAAGUAUUUGGCAGACGCUGUUAUCCGAAGUGACUUACAGUUCGCUGAAUUUUUAACAAAAUCUUUUGUUAAACUCUUCUCCCUAUGAUCUUACUAAUAUUCCUGAGUACUGAUACCAGUUCUGAUGCUUCCAUCUUUAUUCCUGUUUCUUGUCUUGUAUCUCAAAAUUACCAAUCUUUCAAACUAGUUCACAUUCAUGAGGGCUGAAAAUGAAUGUCCUGGUUGUAAACUAUUGUUAUGAAGCCUUCAAACUUUGGAUGUACAUAUACUAAAUAAGCCUCUGUUUGAUUGUUUGAUUAUCUGUUUGAUAAUUUUUUUUUUUUUAUAUAUAUAUGUAUCCUUUUGCUACUGCAAUAAUGUCUUAACACUAAAGAGAGUGUUAGUAUGGUGUAUGUGAUAUUUAUUCUGAGUUUACAAUGGUUAACAGUUCAUCAACAUUUUAGUUGAUUUCUUUAGACUAUAGGUAGCAUGGUACAUGUUUGUUUUUUCCUUUUUGGAUGUUCAGAGCUUUGAUUUAAGAGCUUAAUAUGUCAGUUCUUUUAUAUAAAGAAAUCAUUUCAGACUUGUUUAUGUAUUUCUAAAGUGGCUGAUUAUUUAGAGGUAGUUUGUAUUGUUGGAUGUAGUUGCACAAUCUUUUUCAUGGAUUAAAACCUGCAGAGGUAUUUAUUAUUGUAACUUGGUAUUUAUCAGAAAUGUGCCUAUUUAAAUGUGGCGUUGGUGUUUGGGAUAUAAAAUGUUAUUCUUACUAAUAAUUUAUACAAACAGAGAUACAAAUUUUGACUUGCCCUUUAUUGAUUGAUUGAUUUUGUAAUGCAUACUUAAUGUGUGGUUGAAGCAAGUGCUGCUAUUGACUCUAAAUCAAUAAAAACAAUUUGCUAAGGUAUGAAAAGUUAGUCAUCCAGAAUUCCCUGUAAAAUACUUCAGUAUAUAUAGUACAACUAAAGAGUAGCAUUUGGGUGAAAAAAGUGAAUAUACCAAUGAAAAUGUGCAUUACAAAUAUCUAAAAGUACACUUGUGGUAAUUAUGUUGUGACUUCUGUCAACAGGAUAAACAUAAGCUAAUGUCAACGCAUUGUGUUUUUUAUUUUAAAGGCAAGAUUUGGUUAUUUUGUGAAUUCUGUAACCUCCAUGAAUAUCGGUGCUUUUCUAAUAGAUUUGCAAACCAAUAAAUGAACAGACUUUGAAGUCA